Tupaia belangeri chinensis (Chinese tree shrew) is the source of this 2140-nucleotide messenger RNA. It is a transcript of the gene PMM2, whose product is annotated as phosphomannomutase 2. Gene Ontology annotation, biological process: GDP-mannose biosynthetic process; mannose metabolic process; protein N-linked glycosylation. Gene Ontology annotation, molecular function: phosphomannomutase activity. NCBI's taxonomy places the organism in Eukaryota, Metazoa, Chordata, Mammalia, Scandentia, Tupaiidae. The record is from RefSeq and is a predicted model, not a curated record. The transcript is spliced from 7 exons. Gene Ontology annotation, cellular component: cytosol. The coding region runs from base 16 to 852 and encodes 278 amino acids.
AACCUCUGAGAGCGCAUGCUCGGCGUGCGGGGUGGGGCAGCGGGGUGCGCGUGGCAUUCUGGGAGCUGGGGUCCGGGGACGGCGGCUGACGCUAGUGCCGAACCCUGCGGAGCGCUGAGAUUGCCUCUUCCCGACGUGCCCCGCGGCGCAGGGCUGAACCCGGAAGUUCCGGGCCGAGGUCCCUGUGCCAACGAGUCCUAUCAGGGGAGGACGCAGUGGAGACAUGGCGGUGCCCGGCCCAGCCGUCUGCCUCUUCGACGUGGAUGGGACCCUGACGGCCCCGCGGCAGUGGUUGAGAAAUACGAUUACGUGUUUCCAGAAAAUGGCUUGGUAGCAUACAAAGAUGGGAAAUUCCUGAGUAAACAGAAUAUUCAAGGUCACCUGGGGGAAGCCCUAAUUCAAGAUUUAAUCAACUACUGUCUGAACUACAUUGCGAAAAUUAAACUCCCAAAGAAGAGGGGCACAUUCAUCGAAUUCCGAAAUGGGAUGUUAAACGUGUCCCCAAUCGGAAGAAGCUGCAGUCAAGAAGAGCGCAUUGAGUUCUAUGAGCUGGAUAAAAAAGAAAACAUAAGACAGAAAUUUGUAGCGGAGCUGCGGAAAGAGUUUGCAGGAAAAGGCCUCACAUUUUCAAUAGGAGGUCAGAUCAGUUUCGAUGUUUUUCCUGAUGGAUGGGACAAGAGGUACUGCCUGAGACAUGUGGAAAAUGACGGUUACAAGACCAUUUAUUUCUUCGGAGACAAAACCAUGCCAGGUGGCAAUGACCACGAGAUCUUCACAGACCCCAGGACCGUGAGCUACACGGUGACAGCGCCCGAGGACACACGCAGGAUCUGUGAGGAGCUCUUCUGCUAACGUGGGAGGGGAUGUGGUCCCAGCUGACGGCCUGAAAGGGGUGUUGGGCCACGCAGCUGAGGGUCCCUCCCCGACGUACACGCCCACCCUAGCCCCAGCCAGCUCUCCACACUGUGCCCAUCACUCCACCCCAGCCUGCGAUGCCACCACCUCCCGUGCAGAAGCAGGAGAGGAAAAGACUUGCCAAGAAGGGCCAUGGAGCCCACCCGGGACCCCUGAGCCUAGGACCCCUGCACAGUGGCACUACACACCCCUCCUUGCCAGGACUGAUGCAGGGAAGCGCUCUGACCUCCUCUUCUUAGGGCUUGUGAAGACACAAAGGUGCCAGCUCAGCGUUCAGACCCUGCAUCCACAACAGGCCAUUUGGGGAAGGAAAAAGGAAGGACGUCUGUCACGACCUUCCUGAAACAGCUUCUUACAAGAGCGGGCCAGGGGGCAGGAGGCUUGGCCAGUAUGAGCAGGCCCAGGCUGGAGCUCAUGGCUGGAUGCUGUGUCCAAGGCUGCUUCCUAUUAGUGGUCCAGGCGGCUGGCCUAGUGACAACUGACCCCAGGGAGCUCAUACCAGGUGGGCCUGGAGUCUGAGCAGCUCUGCGUUCACUACACAUGGAACAGCCUGGCCGCUCUCCUGUCCCACCAAGGCAGGAGGCGACGGGGACCAACCGCAGGAAAGAACUGGUGCCCCACAGCCCCUCCAGGCAGGCAGGGCCUUGUGGGGAUGUCACCCUGUUCCAACGCCUGCUGCCUCCCUGUUGGCCCUGGCUGUCCUUCCCGAGGCUUCCUCCACCUCCAGCCUGCCACCCGGCCCAGAAGCUGCUCCUUCACAUGAGGGACCUCCUAGCCCCUCACCCUUCACCCCAGCUGACAGCUGACGGCAGCAGCUGUGGCUAGGCCUGUGCCCAGCACUGCUCCCUCCUUGCCCGGAAAGCUCUUCCAGAAAUGGAGGAAGCGCACAACCUCGUGCAGGACAGUUAGGGGAGCUUGGCAAGGAAAGCUCAGGCCGCUUUUCAGUAUCUGGAAACCCCAAUACCCAUAAGCCUCAGUGAUGGUGCUGGGGCUCCCGACCUGAGCCUGGGCCAGAACCCUGCUGCCUUGUACCCCGCCUCCCUGCCUGCAGCCAGGAGUGUGCAUCAGGGACCCACCUGGUGCCCCCACCCCCCACAAACACACACACUAGGUGGGGUGGGCCUCAGGUCACAGCCACCCCAUGGCAUCUUUCCUGGUUGAGUUUUGCAAAUGAUACUGUAAUGAUCUUUCACAAUGAGCACAUUAAAAUGAUUUAUUUCCUAUU